AUGUUAAAUGAAGCAUAUGACAUUCAUAAAAUUAUAGAUAAUAAAGGAACAAAAAGAAUUUCAAUUUGGAUAGACGGAGGAUAUCAUGAAUGGGAUUCUAAAGAAAAGCAAUUAACAAUAUUUGGAGACCAAUAUGUAAUACUUAAAGAGUUAUAUAAUGUAAAUACUAAUAAAAGUUGGUUUGAAGAGAGCAAAUCUUAUUUAACUAUAAAUAACAAAUGGGCAGAUGUAGUACAAUGUUUUGGUUUAACGAAAAAUCCAUCAAGUGGUAAUGUAAUGAAUAAAAUGGAAAUGGAUUUAAGAACAUAUCUAAAGCAAAAGCGAGAUUUGCAUUCUGGAAAUCUAUUGUAUGGUGGUAAAAUUAACCAAAGUUUCCAUAUUAGUGAUCUUGGAUUUUGUGGACCUGUUGAUAAACCACUAAAUAGUGUAUAUGGAAAUCUUCCUUAUAUAUAA
This is a messenger RNA of Rhizophagus irregularis DAOM 181602=DAOM 197198, 453 nucleotides long. NCBI's taxonomy places the organism in Eukaryota, Fungi, Glomeromycota, Glomeromycetes, Glomerales, Glomeraceae. The record is from RefSeq and is a predicted model, not a curated record.